Messenger RNA from Orcinus orca (killer whale), 6693 nucleotides. It is a transcript of the gene CHRNA4, whose product is annotated as cholinergic receptor nicotinic alpha 4 subunit. The record is from RefSeq and is a predicted model, not a curated record. Bases 819 to 3263 code for a protein of 814 amino acids. The transcript has 6 exons. Gene Ontology annotation, biological process: nervous system process; chemical synaptic transmission; signal transduction. NCBI's taxonomy places the organism in Eukaryota, Metazoa, Chordata, Mammalia, Artiodactyla, Delphinidae. Gene Ontology annotation, cellular component: postsynaptic membrane; synapse; neuron projection. Gene Ontology annotation, molecular function: acetylcholine-gated monoatomic cation-selective channel activity; transmembrane signaling receptor activity.
CUGCUGCCUUGGGACCAAGCCUGCUACUUGCCGAGCAUCGCCUGUGAGGGGCGGGGACGAGGGGCUCGUGACCCGCAUUCAGCCCCCUCAGGGGCGGGGCGCCGACUCAGGAGGAGCGCGGGGGCAACUCCAGCCCCUCUUUCUCUGCCUUCAUCCCGGGACCCGAAGUCUCGGUUUGGAGGCUGGGUUCUCCCCCCACCGCCCCCGCAGAGCCCCCGGCGCACGGCGAACAGGGAUGGCUACGGGGCUCGCGUUUCUGCGGAGCGGCGACGAGUGUGUGCGCCGCAGACUGUGGUUCCGCCGCACAAGCGGCCCCUCCCGGCCCCUCCUCCGAGCACCUGCUGCUCUGCCGGCGGUCACCUCGACCCACCUGAGGGCGGAGCCCCUGCCGGGUCGUCCAGCGCGCUGCCCGGGCAUCUCGGUUGCGGCCGACAUUGUUCAAGACUAGUCCGGGGGCGCCAAGGGUGUGUUCUCCAGGCACCUGGGCCCGAGGCGCUCCGCGGCCGCCCCUCAGCCGCUGCCCACCGCGCUUGGGAUGGGGGCUGCCCUCACGCCGACGCAGGCCACCCACUCGCAGGCCGCGCAGAGCGGGGGGCGGCGGACACCGGCCCAGGCCGGACCUGGAGGCAGCAAGAGGAGGAUUCGCCCGGGGCGGGGGCGUUAGGGUCCUCUCCGACCCCGAAGGGCGGGCCGCGGGGCCGAGGCUCCCCUGGACGCUUCCCGGUCCGCCAGGGACAGGCCGAUGGGGGUGGACUGUGUCCUGAACGCCUGGUUGGGGAAGACCUGUGAUUUCCAAACUGCAGAGCGGGGCGGGGGUGAUGAAGUUGACCAGACCGUGCGGGGCUCCCCUCCUGGCGCCCGGAGACCCUGGGUGCGCGUCCUCCCUCCAGGCAGGCGUUGGAGGCGCUGGGCUGGGGACGGGGAGGGGGUCAGUGUCUCGUGGUCCGCGAACCAGACCGCGCAGGGAUUCCCCAGACGCACGCAGUGACUACCGGGCCCCCACUCGUGGCUCGGGCACGUCCCCAGCCGCAGGAGGUCGAAGGAAACUUUGGCCCUGCACGGGCAGAGUGCAGCCUCCGCGCCCCCUCUCGGCUCGCGGUCCGUUCCCCCUCCUUCCCCCUCCGAUCCUCGCCCUCCUUCCCGCUCCCUCCUCCUCUCUCUCCCCCCCUCCUCCUCGCCUGCUGGAGGCGGGCAGGUCCGGGCGGGGCCGCGCCGCUGAGCCCACAGCCCCGCGCUCCCGAGGCGGUAGCCGCCGCCGCGCCCCGCGGGAGAAGCGGCCGAAGCAGGCCCGGCGGACGGAGCUGCCCGCGCGGCCCGGGGGGCAUGAAGUUGGGCUCGCGCGGAGCUCGGAGCAGGGGCGCGGCGGGGCUGGGAGCCGCCCGCAUCUAGAGCCCGCUCGGUGCGCCAUGGAGCUCGGGGGCCCGGGGGCGCCGCCGCCGCAGCUGCUGCCGCCUCUGCUGCUGCUGCUGGGGGCCGGCCUCUUGCCUGUGAGCAGCCAUGUGGAGACCCGGGCCCACGCGGAGGAGCGGCUGCUGAAGAAACUCUUCUCCGGCUACAACAAGUGGUCCCGGCCCGUGGCCAACAUCUCGGAUGUAGUGCUUGUCCACUUUGGCCUGUCUAUCGCGCAGCUCAUUGACGUGGAUGAGAAGAACCAGAUGAUGACGACGAAUGUGUGGGUGAAGCAGGAGUGGCAUGACUAUAAGCUGCGCUGGGACCCCGCUGACUACGAGAACGUGACCUCCAUCCGCAUCCCCUCUGAGCUCAUCUGGCGGCCGGACAUCGUCCUGUACAACAACGCGGACGGGGACUUUGCCGUCACCCACCUGACCAAGGCCCACCUCUUUCACGACGGGCGGGUGCAGUGGACACCGCCGGCCAUCUACAAGAGCUCCUGCAGCAUCGACGUCACCUUCUUCCCCUUCGACCAGCAAAACUGCACCAUGAAGUUCGGGUCCUGGACCUACGACAAGGCCAAGAUCGACCUGGUGAGCAUGCACAGCCACGUGGACCAGCUGGGCUUCUGGGAGAGCGGCGAGUGGGUCAUCGUGGACGCCGUGGGCACCUACAACACGCGCAAGUACGAGUGCUGCGCGGAGGUGUACCCGGACAUCACGUACGCCUUCGUCAUCCGGCGCCUGCCGCUCUUCUACACCGUCAACCUCAUCGCGCCCUGCCUGCUCGUCUCCUGCCUCGCCGUGCUCGUCUUCUACCUGCCAUCCGAGUGCGGCGAGAAGGUCACGCUGUGUGUCUCCGUGCUGCUCUCGCUCACCGUCUUCCUGCUGCUCAUCACCGAGAUCACCCCGUCCACCUCGCUGGUCAUCCCGCUGAUUGGCGAGUACCUGCUCUUCACCAUGACCUUCGUCACGCUCUCCAUCACCAUCACCGUCUUCGUGCUCAAUGUGCACCACCGCUCCCCGCGCACGCACACCAUGCCCGCCUGGGUCCGCCGCGUCUUCCUGGACGUCGUGCCGCGUCUGCUCUUCAUGAAGCGGCCGUCCGCGGUCAAGGACAACUGCCGGCGGCUCGUCGGGUCCGUGCCCGAGGCGGCCGGAGCCCCGCGCUUCUGGCCGGAGCCCCGGGGGGAGCCCGAGCUCAGGAGUAGGGGCCCCGCCCCAUCCCCGACCCCGUCCUGCGGCCCGGACCGGCCGGCCUGCACGUCGCCCUCAGACCAGGCCUCUGCUCUGCGGCCCUCAGAGGCCGAGAAGGCCGGCCCGUGCCCCUCGCCUGGGCCCUGCCGCCCCCCCACUGGCACCCGGGCCCCAGGGCUUGCCAAGGCCCGGUCCCUGAGCGUCCAGCACGUGUCCGGCCCCAGCGAAGUGGCAGAGGGCGGCGUGAGGUGCCGGUCCCAGAGCAUCCAGUACUGCGCGCCCCGAGAGGAGGCCGCCUCCCCAGCCGACCGCCCGGCGGACGGCUCCCCUGCCUCGCUGACCACGGCCCCCUCGGCCGAGCUUCCGCCCCCAGACCAGGCCUCCCCCUGUAAGUGCAAGUGCAGGACGGAGGCGGAGGCACCAAAUGCCGCGCUCAAGGCCCCCGGCGCCGGCACGCCACCCCAGCCCCUGUCGCCAGCUCUGGCGCGGGCGGUUGAGGGAGUCCAGUACAUCGCAGACCACCUGAAGGCGGAAGACAUGGACUUCUCGGUGAAGGAGGACUGGAAGUGCGUGGCCAUGGUCAUCGACCGCAUCUUCCUCUGGGUGUUCGUUCUCGUCUGCCUGCUGGGGACGGUGGGCCUCUUCCUGCCGCCUUGGCUGGCCGGCAUGAUCUAGGGGACUCCCCGCACUCGAUGCGAUCAUACCACUCACCAGAUUGCCCCCCAUCAUCUGUCUGCUGUGAGAUGGCCUUGGAAGCUGCCUCCUGGGGACCUGCCCGGGAGGCUGGUAAAUGCCUGUCUAUCUGCAGGGCGGCGUAUCCGGAGCAUGGUGACAUGAUGGCCUCCCGCCAGGACGCACGUCUGACCGCUCUCGGCAAAUGUCCCAGCAGCCCUGACUGUCCCAGGGCCACGCCCCGUGGCCACGCUCAGCCCCUCUCAGCCCCCAAAGCCCCUCGUCCCUGUGGGAUCCCCGAGGCCCAGGCACUGAGCCAGGCCUGGCUGCCUCUCCCACCCGGGCCUGGGGCACCCGUGGGUCCUCAGACCUGCUCUCUCUGACCCCAGAGGCGAGUCAGCAAACAUUCGAACCUCAUUUGCCAGGGGAGGGUCCAAGCAGGGAUUUUAUCUUGGUCUGUUCUGAGUAGAUUAACGAAAACCCAGACUUUGUGCCUGCGGGGACUUGGUGACGGAGUGAUGAGACGUGGUCCUGCUCGGGAGAAUCCAGUGGCAGGUCCCCCUUGGGUGAGGGUUCCUCAGCCCCAGGGAGUCCAGAUGUCUGCCUUCCAGGGGUGCCGGGGUCUCGGGCCAGCACUUCGCAGGGGCCUGUGAUGCCCCCAGACCCCCGUGGGCCCUGGUACUUUGUGAGGGACCCAGAGCCACGUUCAGGACUGGGCUCCCCGACACCUCCCGUGGGUUCCCCUCUGGGGCAUAGACACAGGUAGGACUUCCCUGACACAGUAGCCAUGGUGAUCUGGGGGGACCCGAGGACAGCUCAUCUGGCCGACUUGGAGACCCUCUGGAGUGUGGUCCCUGGGGGUGGAGCCCCUGAGAACAUCAAGGGGGUGGAGGGGACCCUCCACAGGCCUCCCCCCAGCCCAGGAGCCCUACAUCACACCAUGCGGGGGCUGCCCUGCCCGAGGUGGUGGGGGGAGGUGCGCGGGCAAUGGCCCUGGGGGCCCAGUGUCCCCCCACCCCAAGGCUAAGCGCUGGGCGGCACCAACAGUGUCCCUGGAGACUCUGGGGAAACACCAGCCCUGGGGGUGGUGUCGGGGUGGGCGAAUGCUGCCCCCCAUCUUCUGAUUCUUCCAAACCUUCAGGCUCCAGGUGCCAAGGCGGGUCCUGGACAAUGUGGCCCCUCCCCCAGGAGUGGCACCUGGGUGGGGGGCCCCCCAGGCCGAAAGAAUCGCUCCCCUUUAUGGUCAAGCUCCCACCUCCCCAGACCCCAUGCAUGGGGGGUGUGGCUGGCAGGUUGGAGCCGGCCCCCUUGGAGCCCUGGGUCUCCCCACUCCCCAGGCUGUGCCUGGGUCCCGCACAAGGUGCUGGGGAGGAUGGAGUGAAUAAUUUAGUGAAGUUCAGAGAUGCUGCUGUAGAGGUGCAGCUGGAGGGCAACGCCAGGUCGGAGGAGGCUGGAGCCUGCAGCCCCCCCACCCCGCCGCCUGUGAAGCUCGGGACGGCCCCCUGGACAUCCAGGCCCCCAUCUGCCCAUCUCGGAUCGGCACCUGCCUCCUGGGGCCAUUGGGGCACCAAUCCCAGGAUGCUGGGGGAGAGCCCGGGUGGGCGUUCCCCAGGACCCAGGACCAGGCGGCGGAGCGGGGGAGGGCCAGGCCCCCGAGGACGCAGCCAGGACGCAGAUCUCAGAUGUCAGCGCCUCAAUCCUCCUUACGUAAGCGGAUCCAGCGCCAGAUACGGGGCAGCUGUGGGGAGCCCUGGGGGUGCCCAGCUGCAGAUGCUCUUUUCUGGGUCGGGAGACAGCAGGAGCCCCAGGGAUGGGGAUGCUUCCCUUUUCUGGUUUCCGCUUUUUCUGUUUUUUGAGACCCAAACACAAGUCAGAAAAUCUGCACACAGAGUACAUGGCCCACAUUCCCACCGAAUUAACCAUGACCGCUACUGUGCGGUAUUUGCCUCCAGGUUUCUGUUUGGUUUGUUUUGAUUGACAUGAAACUUACCUAUGACAAAAUGCCUGGUCUUACGCCCUCAGAUCAGUGAGUUUUACUAGAUUCGACCCCAAGGCCCCCAUCCCCCAGAGCCCCCUCCAGCCCCCUCCAGCCUGUGCCCCGGUGGCAGUGAUGGCUCUAAUUUCCUCACCAGAGGUGGUCUCUGCCUGUCCCUGACCUUGGUGUGAGUGGAACCCCCCGUUCUCAGCCUUUCUGUUGUGGUCUUCCACCAGGUGUGGUGCGGUCAACACCCACCAUGGCUGUGUCUCCAUCCAUAAACAGUUUUGUCGUUAUUUGCUGAGUCGUGUUCUUCUGUCCAAAUAAACUAAAGCAAGUCUGUGUCUCUGUCACCUGUGCUGGCCUCUGUCCGGUCAUUCUGACUCAAGCCACUGUGUGUAGGUCCCACUGGGUGUCCUCCUCCUUUUAGCGUUGACUGUGUUUCAUUUUCUGUGUCUUGUGAUGUUUUGACACCUUGGGGGCCUCACACACCUGGGAGAGGGUUGUUUCAGCACCAUUUUUUGAAACACUGACCCUUCUACAUUAAAAUGCCUAAAAACAGUUUCCUCGUAUAUUUUCCUUGCUUUUUAAUGGGUUUUUGGUCCAGUGUGGGUUACUCCAUCACGGCUAGAAGUAGAAAGCAAUCUUUUGAAGGGUUAAACUCCCCGCUCUUCGUUGUAAUUUCUGCUACACUGGGAUAUGGUUAGGCCAUCUCUCUGAUUUUUCUGUUUGCAUGUGUUCUGUCCCUCUACAUACAAGAAGACUUGAUCUCGUUGGCUAAUCUUGAAGGUUAUAUGUUCAGUGUUUUCCCUGCUGGCGGCUGCUCCUAACUUAAAGAGUGUUGGUGUCUUUCAAGAGCUUAACAAGAUGAUAUGAAAACUGUCUCCAUCAUGCCUCCCACCUCCAAAGAAAGCAAGCACCUCGGCUGCCUCAGGGAUUCUGGAACAGCCUGGAAUCCAGUCUAGGUUGCCACCGAUGUGAUGGUCUGGGGAGGGCUUGACGAUUCUGUGAACGGCGAAUGUCACUAGGGUUUUACUUACCUGGGAUUUUCCGUGUAUCGGGCCUAAGUGCUGGUUACUUUCCCUUUCUGCAGAAAACGUCACCAACCAGAUUUCGAAGAGGAUCCCCUGUGACGCGUGACCUGCCUUCUCAGACUCUGUGGGCCUCAGAAUGUAUUUUCACGCUGUUCGUUUCAGUAGUAAUUCUGCUGGGCGUAAAAUUCGAGCCUUUCCCCUUCAACACUCUGAGGUCAUUUCCCCCACCUUUUGACGUAGGGCGACUCUUGUCUUUUUGUAGAAAAGCGUUUAAAGAAUUUCGCCACCGUCUUUGUUUUUUUGCAUCAGUGAAUCUAAGGGUAUGUUUUAAAAGUCGGUCCCACUUCGCCCUCUGAGACUUUCCAUCUGGGAUUUUAAAUCCUUCUCUAAUUCUCAAAUCUUUAAAAAAGUACUUCUUUCAACA